UCGACUUACAAAUCAUCGGAAGUCAUCCUCUGGAUCUCCAAUAAAACAGAGACACACAAAGUGGGCCGGAUGGAUGAUGACAUGUGGUUGCUAGGCAACAUCAACCAGACUGGGUACUUCCGGGUGAACUACGACCUCCACAACUGGAGGCUCCUCAUUGGACAGCUGAUGACCAACGCUGAGAUCAUCUCUGUCGGCAACAGGGCGGGGCUCAUCGAUGACGUCUUCAAUCUGGCCAGGGCUGGCUACCUGCCCCAGAACGUGCCCCUCCAGAUCAUCUGCUACCUACCCCAGGAGAGAGAGUUCCUCCCCUGGCACGCUGCCAGCCGCUCCCUCUACCAGCUGGACAAGCUGCUGGACCGCACAGAGGACUACAGCCUCUUCAGUGACUUCGUGCUGAAGCAAGUGGCCUCAAAGUACCACAAGAUGGGCUGGCCCUUGGCUCUGACAGAAGGCUCCAUCAUACAGGCCUCCUACCAGACUGAAGAGCUGCAGAGAGAGGUGAUCAUGCUGGCAUGUAGUUUCGGGAACAAGCACUGUCACCGCCAAGCUGUGUCGCUCAUCUCUGAUUGGAUCUCCAGCAACAAGAACAGGAUCCCUCCCAACGUGCGUGACAUAGUGUACUGUACAGGCGUGUCUCUGAUGGAUGAGGACGUGUGGGAGUUCAUCUGGAUGAAGUUCCACUCCACAACAGCCAUCUCAGAGAAGAAGGUUCUCCUGGAGGCUCUGACCUGCAGCGACAAUGGCUUCCUGCUCAACCGGCUGCUGAAUCUUUCUCUGAGCUCAGAUCUGGUCCCAGAUCAAGAUGUCAUCGAUGUCAUCAUCCACGUGGGAAGGAACCCGCAUGGAAGACACUUAGCCUGGAGGUACUUCAGGGAGAAGUGGGACAUCUUGAAUUCACGGUACGGAGAGGCCUUAUUCAUGACUUCUAAGCUCAUCAGUGGGGUGACUGAAUUCCUAAACACAGAGACGGAGCUGAAUGAGCUGAAGGAGUUUAUCCAGAUCAGUGGAGGUGGAGCGGGGCCGGCGUUGGCCCGGGCCGUGGAGAUCGUGGAGGCCAACGUGAGAUGGCACAGUCUCUACGAACGCCAGAUCUUCCAGUGGCUAAGGAAGUCUCCCAACGGUUAACACAGGGUUCAGCCCAAGCAUGGCAUCUCUCUGACACUAUUACAGACCCAACAACAUCAGGCGGAGAAAAAAAAUAUCAGAAAACAUGAAUAUGUUAAUUUGAAUUGCAAAA
Molecule: messenger RNA, 1240 nt
Organism: Oncorhynchus masou masou (cherry salmon)
Lineage: Eukaryota; Metazoa; Chordata; Actinopteri; Salmoniformes; Salmonidae
Product: thyrotropin-releasing hormone-degrading ectoenzyme-like
Exons: 10
Coding region: 70-1128 (352 amino acids)
Biological process (GO): proteolysis; peptide catabolic process
Cellular component (GO): cytoplasm
Molecular function (GO): peptide binding; metalloaminopeptidase activity; zinc ion binding
Source: RefSeq, a predicted model, not a curated record